UAACAUUCCGCCCUCCCUUACGGCGUGUAAUCCAGCGCGAUGACGUCUGGAUGCUUCGGUGGGCAAAUAACCGUCGUCAUCAUUGUCGACUGAGCCAGCUUUUUCUGUCUCCAUCCUGUGUUGAAAACAUUCAUUUUUCCCACACCUCCCGCGCUGUUUGGGCUCACUCUCGAGGAGAGCUGCUGACAUAUUUGCCAAGCAUCAUCGCCAAACCACUUGUGCUUCAUCCGCAAUGAGUAACCAACAACCCGAAUCUCCCCGCCACUGGCACGGUUCCAUUGGCGAUCGCCACGAGCAUCAUAAUGUCUGGGUAAGAGGUGGUGCUGCACAGGCCUAUCAGGGCCGACGACCUUCUAUGACCGAGGCUGUCAAUGCCAUGGAUGACAGACGUGACUCCGCGUCUUCCGCGACUUCUGCGAAUAACAACAGUCCGCCCGUGGCUCCGGAGAGAAGAAGAUCCAGCGGCCACGGACCGUCGACUCUUUUUGAGAGUCUGACAAGUCAGAAGCGGAACUCGACCGAUUCAGCUCGUCGGGCAAGCUACCAUGAACAGUCCCAGCAGGGCGGCUUUUUCUCGAAAUGGUGGGAUGGAUAUACGCGUGGCAAUUAAACCGAAUUCGUAGUUUGAUAGUAUCGUUCAAGGCAGGGAAUAGGUAUGCUGGACAAAGGUUCGUCGGUCGCAUGUGGGACAGACAUUAUGUUUCCAUCACUUUGAUGUAUUUGCUUUGCUGCGUUUUUUGUUAUCACAUAGGCAUUGGAUGAAAGUAACCAGAGAAUUUG
Aspergillus steynii IBT 23096 is the source of this 780-nucleotide messenger RNA. RefSeq lists its product as uncharacterized. The record is from RefSeq and is a predicted model, not a curated record. The transcript is spliced from 2 exons. Bases 233 to 610 code for a protein of 125 amino acids. Lineage: Eukaryota; Fungi; Ascomycota; Eurotiomycetes; Eurotiales; Aspergillaceae.